Messenger RNA from Centropristis striata (black sea bass), 3922 nucleotides. RefSeq names its product helicase, POLQ like (gene helq). The record is from RefSeq and is a predicted model, not a curated record. Bases 402 to 3404 code for a protein of 1000 amino acids. NCBI's taxonomy places the organism in Eukaryota, Metazoa, Chordata, Actinopteri, Perciformes, Serranidae. The transcript is spliced from 19 exons. Gene Ontology annotation, molecular function: ATP binding; nucleic acid binding.
UAUUUUGAUCAACUUCUUAUCAUAUUACACCAGCUAAACGAGUAAAAGUAAAGAAAUGAUCUUUGUUAGCUUUGCUAGCUAACGUUGGCCAACCGGAAACGGAAAUGAUGACGACAUCAUUACGCUCUGACGUGUUGACGUUGUUGACAAUUUGAAAAUGAUGCUCGGACUGUUGGAGCUGCUGAAGCCUGAAAAUCAAAAUCAAAACUAGAAGUUGCAGAGUGGAAACUGUGACAUUAACCUGGAGACAGACUCUUUUAAGGUUUUAUGAUAGUUUGACAUGAAUCCUCAGUGUUUGUGAUGAUUUAUUAGCUCGCUGAGGGAACAAAUGAGGGACCAAUAAGCUAAGCUAGCUCCAUUUAAACUACCUGCUCGCGUCAAGCUGAAGCAGCUGGACGGUGAUGAACUCUGAGCUGAAAAUAAAAAGAGUUUCUUGGAGGAAAAGGUCGAGAGAAAGCCUGAAGACUGAGCUGAGUCCUGCCGGGAAGAGAGCAGCAGGAGCCGGCAGCUGUCCACCGCGAUGUCCCGGCACCUGGAGGCUCAGCGGCGGCAUGGCUCACUCACAGCCCGCUGAGUUCUGCAGUGACAGCGAGGACCUGUUCGGGGACUAUGACAGCCUGCUGGAGGACAGCUCGCUGCUGGCUCAGCUGGACGACGCCGAGCAGACGGAGAGACGGCAGGAUGUCCAGCCGGACUUCACCGCCCUGCGUCCCUCUAAAGACGGCGCCCGGGACCAGCAGCCCUGCGAGGACGUCCUCACAGACUCCAUCCUGGAUGUGCUUGGGGAUGAACCCUUGGAGGACUUACCGUCCAGCCAGCUCCAGUUUCAGGAACACGUGAGGAGAAGCCGGCCGCAGCAGGACGCAGGUCUGAAAACCUCCACACCAUCCAGAGACGUGGAGGCCCGGAGCAGGAGACGGACGGCAGGGAGGAGGAGCAGCAUGGCGGAGCAGCUGAAGAGGACAAUGCUCUGUAACGCCGCGUCACCUGCCGCCGUCUCUCGCUCCGCCGCGUUGAAGGAAGCCGUGGUCUCGGAGGAGAUCAGCGUCGCCGUGCAGGCCAUGGAGACGGUCUGCGGCGACGCCACCGACCUCGGGCCGUUCUUUGGACUCCCGUCGAAGGUCAAAGACCUGAUGUCCAAACUGAGAAACAUCGACAGCCUUUAUGCCUGGCAGGAGACAUGUCUGAACCUGGACUGUGUGCGUCAGAGGAAGAACCUGAUCUACUCGCUGCCGACCAGCGGAGGGAAAACUCUGGUGGCAGAGAUCCUCAUCCUGCGGGAGCUGCUGUGCAGAAAGAAGGACUGUCUGUUCAUCCUGCCGUACAUCUCGCUGGUGCAGGAGAAGGUGCGUGGGCUGGCGACCUUUGGCCUGGAGCUGGACUUCAUGGUGGAGGAGUACGCCGGCAGCAAAGGCAGGUUUCCUCCGGUGAAGAGAAGAAACAAUAAAUCGCUGUACAUCGCUACGAUCGAGAAGGCCCACAGCCUUGUCAACUCUCUGAUCGAGACGGGCAGGAUCGACAACCUCGGGCUGGUGGUGGUCGAUGAGCUUCACAUGUUGGGUGACGGCAGCAGAGGAGCCAUUAUUGAAAUGACUCUGUCCAAAGUUCUCUACACGACCAAAUCUACUCAGAUUAUCGGAAUGAGCGCCACGCUGGGAAACAUCAGAGACCUGCAGAAGUUUCUGAGGGCUGAGAAUUACACAAAUGACUUCAGGCCUGUUCAGCUGAAAGAGUACGUUAAACUUCAGGACACCAUCUAUGAGGUGGACCCAAAGGAGGAGGACUGUUUCAGAUUCUCACGUCUCCUGAACUUUAAGUACUCCAGUUCGAUGCAGAAGCUGGACCCGGAUCACAUCAUCGCUCUGGUGACCGAAGUCAUCCCGACACACUCCUGUCUGGUUUUCUGUCCCACCAAGAAGAACUGUGAGAACGUGGCAGCAAUGAUCUGCAAAUAUCUCAAAGAGGAGUUCUUGCGGUUGCGUGAAGCGGAGAAGGCGGUUCUGCUGAGUCAGCUGCGGGAGUCUGGGGGCGGGGCCGUGUGCCCGGUGCUGAAGCGGACGGUGCCAUACGGUUUGGCAUAUCACCACAGCGGGCUGACGGCGGAGGAGCGGCGUCUGGUGGAGGAGGCGUACUCCAGCGGCGUGCUGUGUCUCCUCGCCUGCACAUCCACGCUGGCAGCGGGGAUCAACCUCCCGGCCCGCAGGGUGAUCCUGCGCUCGCCGUACGUGGCGGCGGACUUCCUGAAGAGGAGCCAGUACAAGCAGAUGGUAGGCCGGGCCGGGCGGGCUGGCAUCGACGCUGUGGGGGAGAGUAUCCUGAUCCUGCAGGACAAGGACCGCAACAUGGCAAAGACUCUGGUGUGCGCCCCGAUGGAAAACUGUUACAGUCAGCUGCUGCAGGACGAAGGGAAAGGCCUGCUGAGUCUCAUCCUGUCUCUCAUCGGGUUAAAUGUCACCACGUCCGUGAAGCAGCUGCUGGACUUCCUGAGUGGGACGCUGCUGUGGGUGCAGCAGCAGCAGCUGUGUGAGGAGGCGAGUCUGACGGAGGAGGUGCAGCAGCAGGUGGACCUGCUGAGGGACAAACAGCUGGUCACUGUGGCUGCAGACGGUCUCACGCUGCAGGUUACCAGACUGGGCAGAGCCACUUAUAAAGGCUCGGUGGACCUGUCCUACAGUGACCUACUCUACAGAGAUCUGUGUAAAGGUCUGGAGGCUCUGCUGCUCAACAGCUACCUGCACCUGGUCUACCUGGUGACCCCGUACGACCUGGUGUCCCAGUGCAAACCGGACUGGAGGACCUUCUUCACACAGUUCACGCGGCUGUCGAUUGCAGAGCAGAAGAUGGCAGCGGCGGUCGGCGUCCCCGAGAGCUUCGUGGCGAGGAAAGCUGCAGGACAGACAGUCCGGAAGCCGGUGGACCUGGAGGCGGUGUCUCGGAUGUACCUGGCUCUGGUGAUCUUCUGUCUGCUGAAGGAGUCGAGUGUUUGGAUCGUAGCAGAAAAGUUCCAGCUGAGUCGCGGUUUCGUCCAGAGUCUGCUGAGUUCAUCGGCGGCGUUCUGCUCCUGCGUGCUUCACUUCACCGAGGAGCUGGAGGAGCUGUGGCCCUUCAAGUCCCUUCUGGCCGAGCUGACCCGCCGGCUGAGCUACUGUGUGACUGCGGAGCUCGUCCCUCUGAUGGAGGUGGCUGGAGUCAUGGAGUCCAGAGCGAAGCAGCUGUAUAACGCCGGCUAUAAAACGCUGACUCAGCUGGCAAACGCCGACCCCGCCGUGCUCGCCAGCACCGUAGAAAACCUGUUCAGGAAACAAGCCAAUCAGAUCAUCGCCUCGGCCAAGAUGCUGCUGAACGAGAAAGCUGCAGCGCUGCAGGAGGAAGUGGACGAGCUGCUGAGGAAACCUUCAGAAUAAAACUCACCUGAGCCCUUUAUUAUUUAUUCACUUUGUGUGAUUUUUACUCUUUCAUGUGUUUGAUAUUAAAAUAAUGUACAAAAAGUGUUUAUUUAUUGUCUGUUUUUAAUAGAGAGAUCAGUGAAGUUUAAUAACAUUAACAUGAAUUAAAGAUAAAAGAAAAUAAAACAAUUCAACCCUCUGAACACCAUCACUGAAACUUCAGUUUUUUUUAAAUAUACAAACAAAAAUCCAGAUUUUAUUGUAGAGGGAAACUGUUAAAUAUGCAUUAUCAUCAGAGUUUGAACUUUCUGACUGUCCUUAAACAGAUCAUCAGUUAUAAAAAGUGACCAAAAUGUGUGUUAAAUGUUGAUAUUUUUGUCAGAAUCUCUUUAUUCUCCAUGUGUGAUUUAAAAUAAAGUGUUUGCACUAACCAGAUCCUGUUAAAAACAUUAAAUUCUGCUCCUCAGAGACACUGUGAAGACAUGAUUGAUUCUGCUGAGACCAACGGUCACGUGACAAAUAUUCACUGAGAAUCU